Tupaia belangeri chinensis (Chinese tree shrew) is the source of this 4307-nucleotide messenger RNA. It is a transcript of the gene PTGS2, whose product is annotated as prostaglandin-endoperoxide synthase 2. Gene Ontology annotation, molecular function: prostaglandin-endoperoxide synthase activity; oxidoreductase activity, acting on single donors with incorporation of molecular oxygen, incorporation of two atoms of oxygen; heme binding. Gene Ontology annotation, cellular component: cytoplasm; neuron projection. The transcript is spliced from 10 exons. NCBI's taxonomy places the organism in Eukaryota, Metazoa, Chordata, Mammalia, Scandentia, Tupaiidae. Gene Ontology annotation, biological process: response to oxidative stress; cyclooxygenase pathway. The coding region runs from base 107 to 1918 and encodes 603 amino acids. The record is from RefSeq and is a predicted model, not a curated record.
UUUGAGCGAGCGUCGGGAGCAAGCCUAGGAACUCCCCGCAGCGCCGCCCGCAGCCGCCACUCGAAGCCCGCAGACCGCGCCGCCUCCGCCCGCCGCGUCCCCCGCGAUGCUCGCCCGUGCGCUGCUGCUGUGCGCCGUCCUCGCGCUCAGCCAGGCAGCAAAUCCGUGCUGUUCCCACCCUUGUCAAAACCGAGGUGUAUGUAUGAGUGUGGGAUUUGACCAGUACACGUGUGAUUGUACCCGGACGGGAUUCUAUGGAGAAAACUGCACCACGCCUGAAUUUCUGACAAGGAUAAAGUUACUACUGAAGCCCACUCCGAACACCGUGCACUACAUACUGACCCACUUCAAAGGGAUCUGGAACGUCAUCAAUAACAUCCCCUUCCUGCGAAAUGCAAUAAUGAGAUAUGUGUUGUCGUCCAGAGCACAUCUGAUUGAGAGUCCACCCACUUACAACUUGCAUUAUGGCUACAAAAGCUGGGAAGCCUUCUCGAACCUCUCCUACUACACCAGAGCCCUUCCUCCUGUGGCUGACGACUGCCCAACGCCCAUGGGCGUGAAAGGGAAGAAGGAGCUUCCUGAUUCAAAAGAGAUUGGGAACCUGCUGAGAAGAAAGUUCAUCCCUGAUCCUCAAGGCACAAAUAUGAUGUUUACAUUCUUUGCUCAGCACUUCACCCAUCAGUUUUUCAAGACGGAUCAUAAGCGAGGACCAGCUUUCACCAAAGGACUGGGCCAUGGGGUGGACUUAAAUCAUGUUUAUGGCGAAACUCUGGAUAGACAGCAUAAGUUGCGCCUGUUCAAGGAUGGGAAACUGAAGUAUCAGAUCAUCGACGGAGAGCUGUACCCACCCACAGUCAAAGAUACCCAGGUAGAGAUGAUCUACCCGCCUCACGUCCCCGAGCACCUGCGGUUUGCUGUGGGACAGGAGGUCUUCGGUCUGGUGCCCGGUCUGAUGAUGUAUGCCACCAUCUGGCUGCGGGAACAUAACCGGGUGUGCGACGUGCUUAAGCAGGAACACCCAGAGUGGGACGAUGAGCGUUUGUUCCAGACAACCAGGCUAAUACUGACUGGAGAGACUAUUAAGAUUGUGAUCGAAGACUAUGUCCAGCACUUGAGUGGCUAUCACUUCAAACUGAAGUUUGAUCCAGAGCUGCUGUUCAACCAACAGUUCCAGUACCAAAACCGAAUUGCUGCUGAGUUUAACACUCUCUACCACUGGCAUCCCCUUCUGCCUGACACCUUUCAGAUCGAUGACCAGGAGUACAACUUCCAACAGUUUGUCUACAACAACUCUAUCUUACUGGAACACGGACUGACCCAGUUUGUUGAGUCAUUCACCAGGCAAAUUGCCGGCAGGGUGGCUGGUGGUCGGAAUGUUUCCCCUGCGGUGCAAAAAGUAGCAAAGGCUUCAAUCGACCAGAGCAGAGAGAUGAAGUACCAGUCCCUUAACGAGUACCGCAAGCGCUUUUCCCUGAAGCCCUAUGAAUCAUUUGAAGAACUGACAGGAGAGAAGGAAAUGGCCACGGAGUUGGAAGCACUGUAUGGUGACAUUGAUGCCAUGGAGCUGUAUCCAGCCCUGCUGGUGGAAAAGCCACGCCCAGACGCCAUCUUUGGUGAGACCAUGGUAGAACUUGGAGCGCCAUUCUCCUUGAAAGGACUGAUGGGUAAUCCUAUCUGUUCUCCUGAGUACUGGAAGCCCAGCACCUUCGGUGGAGAAGUAGGUUUUAAAAUCAUCAACACAGCCUCCAUUCAGUCUCUCAUCUGCAAUAACGUGAAGGGCUGUCCCUUUACUUCAUUCAGCGUUCAAGAUGCACAGCUCAGCAAAACGGUCACCAUCAACGCAAGCGCUUCCCACUCCAGACUAGAUGAUAUCAACCCCACAGUACUGCUAAAGGAACAGCGCUCAACCGAACUGUAGCGGUCCACGGGUCCUAUUUAUUUAUUUAUAUGAACGAUGCCGUUUUAACUUAAUUAUUUAAUGAUAUUUAUGUUGUCCUCAUGUUACUUAACAUCUUCUGUUACAGAAGGCUGUACUCCUGUUGCGGAGAAAGGGGUUACACUUGUGAAGGUUUUUGUAUCACUACUCUAAAGAUGUUUUUCCUUCAAGUUCAAGGGGAAGGCCGUUUUCGUUCUUUUUUGGUAAACCGAUGAGAAAUGGACUGUUACAUCUUCUUACUUGAAUUUCCAUUUAUAUUAUGUUACAAUAAGAACAAAGUAUGGAUGUGUAAAUCUUGUUUACAAGGUGACAAAAUGCUGCAAGUUUUUACACUGUCAGUCUUUCCACUGUCUCUUUCAUGAUGCAUUAGACGCAACUAGUGUUCUGGCAUUUUACUUUCUGGGUAUUUGUCAUCAAACAAACAAACAAAGCUACAAGAGCAUUUUUUAAUGGAUGUUUAAAUCAGACAUUACCCAUAAUUUCAUGCCUAUUUUUUAAUCGGCAUUGAAAGAAUCCUUUAACAUUUCUAAAUUCAUAGGAUAAAGUCUCUUAGAAGUGAUUCUAAAUUACCAUUCCUGGUGAAAAUGUUGCAGGAGAUUUGCUUCUUCACCAGCAGUGAAAAUAUUAUUACUGCGACUGUUACAAUUUCCUUUUAUAUCGAAAUGCCUAAAGUGUUAAGGUGCUGAAGACACUGCAGUCCUGUCUUAAAACAAGAAUUUAUUUUAUGUGGAGAGAUUCCAGAAUUUGAUACUAUGGCUAGUAGCAAGCAAAAUCUAUAGCAUCAAAAGAUUCUACACUUGAUAUAAGAAAUAACAAGAAAAUCAGACUAGUUCAAAUUUGGGUUUAAACUAUUGAAGGAGACUGCAUUUCACCCCUGUGUACUGCAGGCCUGCUAGUUAACAGAUUUCAUUCUGAGGCUCAUGAGUUCCUAAGCUGAACUUGGAUAGUAAUCUCUGUCUUAGCCUUUCUGUUGCACAGUAUGCUGUAGCAAUCCAUAAUACAGGGGGAAAAGUAGCAAUGGCCUUAAAACACCUCUUCAAAAUGCUUACAUUUAUUUCACAUAUUAGCUCCACAGAAUCUUGGUAAGCCCAUUUGGCAUGUACAUCGCCUAUGUAUGCUCCUCUUAGUUUUUAAGAGAAGCUUUCCUCUGAUGGAUUUCUUUCAUCUGUGUUGUUUUCCUGGCUUUAAGGGCAGAGUUCAUCUUUCUUUGGACUCUACUUUCUUACUUGAACUUUUAAAAAUUUUCAGGAAAACCUCAGCUCAGGACUACUACCUAGCUCUUAGUAAGAAGAAAAUAAAAGCCUCUUUUUAAGAAAAGGAUCCAUUGAUUUUAACUAAAGGCAGAGACUCUUAUUUAUAACUAAUUUUAACUCUCUGUAACCAAGAAACCUGCAAAAAGGGGAAUACCUUAGAGCUAUAGGAUGUUCUUGAAAGGACAGAAGCUGUACUCCAUGAGCGUUCUGACUAAUUCUCAGCAAUAAUGAUGAUAAUAAUAAUGAAAUAUGAUGAUGACAAUGCCAGUUUUCCACAUCUCAUUUCAGCUGACAUUUGAUGGUACUGUACUUAAUUUAUUGAGGAUUAUUUAUGUUUUAUUAGGAUGUUAUAAAUUGUGUAAGCUUGCAAUCAUUUAUUUAAAAUUAUGUCAGAAUCAAUAUAUCUUUGGGGGUUGCCUCUCUAAAUUAUUAUGUAGCCAAUCAAAAAUGAUUGGGUUAAGACUUGUGAUUAAAUGUCCAGAAACUCAACCCUGGUAUAUUGAAAUGUUUAAGGUUGGAAUUUAUGUCUUUUGGAUUUUCCUCACAUCCCCCCUACAGAGAUCGUUGUCUCAUUAGCCUGGAUGUACCCUAAUACUGACGGUUCAUACAUUUUUGAAGGACCUGUGGAUACUUCAUUGAUUUCAUUCAACCAUAAUUUAUUGAGAAAAUAUUCUGUAUCAAGUGCUGUAGGUUUUAAUAUUUUUAAAUCAAGCACUGAUUCCUGAUAAGAAUAGUAUUUAUGUAGAUAACUGAAAAAAUGAGUGUCUAGGAAGAGGGGAAAAAUGAAAUAGAUUUCAUGAAUGAGAAAUAACUCAGGAGAUAUUUAAGAUUUUUUUAAAGGGUUAAGAUAAGAAAUAGUCAAUAUUAGAAUGACUUGUAUUUGUUAACUUGAUUUUUUUUUUUUUUUUUUUGAAAACUUGAUCUGUUACUAACAUCAACCUGCUGACCAAACUUGGAACUUCAGGUUGUGUAUGUGAAUGUUACAGUGCCUCAGACAAGUGUCUAUUUAAAUUAACUUAUGUAAAGUGUAAGCCUUGAAACAAAUCCCUGUUUAUUUUUAUACUAUUUAAAGACUGAAAAAAUCUCUUUGGAAAAUAAAUUUUGAUUGUUUCCAGCUA